AUGGCGUGGACCGAGCCACGGACGCGACCAGACCCAAAGCAAGAACCAAAAUUGACGCCUUACAAUGGCAGGACUUUUCCAUCAGCCAUCCUUCAAGUGCACCCUCCAUUUUUACUUCCCAUCCUUCUCCUGCUUGCUGCCUUUGCUGACCUGGGAACUGCCGGUCCACCCCAGCCAGCCCGCCCCCCUCUCCUGUCUGGACAGCCUUUUAUCAUCUUCUGGGGCAUUUCUGACUCUGCUUGCUCCGGUCGGCCAGAUCCAAGCUCUUAUGGGAUGGAACGGGAGGGCCGUGUGGCCGUUUUCUAUGAGGACACACUGGGGAACUACCCUUAUUUUAUAGAUAAAGACACACCGGUCAAUGGCGGGUUACCACAGCACACACGGCUGGACAACCACCUUCAAAAGACACAGCAGGACAUAGAGGCAGCUUUACCUGCCCCAAGGUACCUUGGGCUGGGGGUGCUGCGCUGGGCAGAGUGGGUUCCCCAGUGGUCAAGAAACAGAGAGAAGCAGGCGAUGUGUCUAGAGGCAUCUAGAAACCUGAUGAAGAAUUUCUUUCCGAGCUGGACCCCAGAGGAGGUCGAGAGGUGGUCACAGGUGGACUUCGAGGCAGCAGCGCAGGCAGUAAUGACGGAAACUCUACGGGAUGUCAAAAGGUUGAGGCCCAAAGCAUUAUGGGGAGUCUCCCCUUACCCCAGCUGCUACAGCGGGGAUCCCGCCCAGACCAUAUUAGCCAAUUACACCAGCCAGUGCCCUGCUACGGAGAUGGCCCUUAACGAUGAGCUUCUGUGGCUAUGGAAACGAUGCUCCGCUCUCUACCCUCUCUUCACCCUGGAGAAGAUGCAGGGUGGUACCUCUGGAGCAAGGCUUUAUUUGUCCAGUCAAAUCAAAGAAGCACUACGAGUUUCGUCUCUGAGUGGGACGGCAUUUGAUCUUCCUGUAUUCCCACUGAUCAAGAGUGUCUACGCCUCUACUAACACUUUCCUGUCACAGGCAGACCUGGUCAGCACCAUAGGAGAGAGUGCUGCCAUGGGAACAGCCGGAGUUGUCAUCUGGGAGAGAAGUGAGACUAAGACGGAGAGAGAAUGUCAGGACCUAGCAGAGUUCGUCCGUAAGGUACUGGGACCCUACUCCAUGAACGUAACCACGGCAACUCUGCUUUGCUCAGCAUCUCUGUGCCAGGGAAAGGGACGAUGUGUUCGUCAAAAUCCAGAAAGCUCGGCAUACCUCCACCUCCCGCCGCCCUCCGCACUCACACCUCCAUCUCCAUCUCCAUCCGAAGUGGUGGAGAAGGAGACAGAAAAGACCUCCUGUCAACUGGCCGCGCGCGGCGUUCCACACAGCCCGGGCUCCAGACCGCGGCUCACACCGCUGCGAGAGGAGCGACGCCUGGUCCCAGCCACCGUGAAGGUGAUCAGCUUCCCUGGGAGCGUUCUCCCCUUCCACUAG
Molecule: messenger RNA, 1449 nt
Organism: Notothenia coriiceps (black rockcod)
Lineage: Eukaryota; Metazoa; Chordata; Actinopteri; Perciformes; Nototheniidae
Product: hyaluronidase-1
Exons: 6
Coding region: 1-1449 (482 amino acids)
Biological process (GO): hyaluronan catabolic process; carbohydrate metabolic process
Cellular component (GO): cytoplasmic vesicle
Molecular function (GO): hyalurononglucosaminidase activity
Source: RefSeq, a predicted model, not a curated record